Purpureocillium takamizusanense is the source of this 1907-nucleotide messenger RNA. RefSeq lists its product as uncharacterized. Gene Ontology annotation, biological process: steroid metabolic process. Gene Ontology annotation, cellular component: membrane; cytoplasm. NCBI's taxonomy places the organism in Eukaryota, Fungi, Ascomycota, Sordariomycetes, Hypocreales, Ophiocordycipitaceae. Gene Ontology annotation, molecular function: Delta24(24-1) sterol reductase activity; FAD binding. The transcript has a single exon. Bases 73 to 1836 code for a protein of 587 amino acids. The record is from RefSeq and is a predicted model, not a curated record.
CACCACCACCACCACCGAACGACGACAAGCACUUCCCCAGGUGUCGCAUCCCCCCCCCUUCCUCCCUCCGCAAUGGAGCGCCACAAGCAGGCCGUCGGCAAAAUCGCCGCCGCCGUGCGCGGCUUCUUCGAGCGCAAGGAGCCCUACCGCAUCUUCCACGGCAGCACCAACAGCACGCGGCCCUCGGCCGGCGCCCGCGUCGUCGACAUCAGCGCCCUCUCGCAUGUCGUCUCGGUCGACCGCGCCGCCCGCACCGCCCUCGUCGAGCCCAACGUCCCCAUGGACCGCCUCGUCGAGGCCACCCUGCGCGACGGCCUCGUGCCCCCCGUCGUCAUGGAGUUCCCCGGCAUCACCGCCGGCGGCGGCUUCGCGGGCACCGCAGGCGAGAGCUCCUCCUUCCGCCACGGCUUCUUCUGCGACACGGUCAACUUUGUCGAGAUGGUGCUCGGCAACGGCGACGUCGUCCGCGCCGAACCCGGCGGCGGCGAGCGCGCCGACCUCUUCCGCGGGGCCGCCGGCGCCGUCGGCUCCCUCGGCGUCACCACCCUCCUAGAGCUGCGCCUCGUCGAGGCCAAGCGCUGGGUCCGCACCACGUAUCACCGCACGCACAGCGUUGCCGAUGCCGUCGCCAAGAUACAGCAGGAGACGCGCAACCCGCACAACGACUACGUCGACGGCAUCCUCUUCUCCAAGGACCACGGCGUCGUCGUCACCGGCCAGAUGACCGACGACAAGCCCGACGACGCCGCCGUCCAGACCUUUAGCAAGGCCUGGGACCCCUGGUACUACCUCCACGUCGAGGAGCGCACCAAGAACCUGACGCCUGCGUCGCAAUCCCCCUCCUCAUCCGCCGCCGAAGAAAACUCUCCUUCCGAUCCCAACCCGUCCUCCGCCGCCUCGACCUCACCGGUAGCAGCAGCAGCAGCCACCACGUCCACCGCCGUCGACUACAUUCCCCUCGCCGAGUACCUCUUCCGCUACGACCGCGCCGGCUUUUGGGUCGGCCGCCAGGGCUGGACCUACUUCAAGUACGUGCCCUUCAACGCCUUCUUCCGCUGGUUCCUCGACGACUUCAUGCACACGCGCAUGCUCUACCGCGCCCUGCACGCCAGCGGCGAGUCCGCCCGCUUCGUCGUCCAGGACCUCGCCCUCCCCUACGCCAAGGCUGAGGAGUUUGUCGACUACACCGCCGAGGAGUUUGCCAUCUGGCCGCUGUGGCUCUGCCCCCUCAAGCAGACCCUGCCGCCCACCUUUCACCCCUACACCGGCGAGACGGAGCCCGCCGCCGGGAGCGAGGCAGCCCCCGUCCCCAAGGACGUCCUCAACAUCGGCCUCUGGGGCUGGGGCCCCGCCGACCACGAGCUCUUCAUCAGCAAGAACCGCGCCCUCGAGGACAAGCUCGUCCAGCUCGGCGGCCGCAAGUGGCUCUACGCGCACACGUACUACUCGGAAGACGAGUUUUGGCGCGUCUACAACGGCCACGGCGAGGGCGCCAAGGUCUCUUCGUCUUCUCCCCCCUCUUCCGCCCCUACUACUUCCGCCGCUGCCGACGGCACCACCACUUCACCCUCCGACGCCUCCCCCACCCCCACAACCGUCACCACCACCAAGGCCUGGUACGAGGCGCUGCGCAAAAAGUACCACGCCGAGACCCUCCCCACCGUGUACGACAAGGUGCGCAUCGACGUCGAGGCCGCCCGCGCGCAGCGCGCCCAGUGGCGCAUGUCCAUGAAGAGCCGCUGGCCCGUCGGCGGCCUCUACGGCAUCUGGAAGAGCAUCCUGAGCGGCGACUAUACCCUGCAUCGCAACGCCGCGUGGAAGCACAAGGGCGAGUGAGUGCGUGCGUAGUACGUACGUAGCUGCCCCGAGGCUGAGGCCCCGUCAUGCGUUCCCCAUCUGAUAGACCC